This is a messenger RNA of Chlorocebus sabaeus (green monkey), 2381 nucleotides long. It is a transcript of the gene DCN, whose product is annotated as decorin. The record is from RefSeq and is a predicted model, not a curated record. Lineage: Eukaryota; Metazoa; Chordata; Mammalia; Primates; Cercopithecidae. Gene Ontology annotation, molecular function: protein binding.
CUACUUGUAAACAAGGCUAGAAAGGGUGGAGAAUGAAAUGGGAUGGGGGUGGGGAAGCAAACCCUUUAGUUACAAUAUCUUAGGGAAAUGAAUCUACAAUAAGACAAAUUUCAAAUCAAGUUGUUCCACUAUACUACAUAAGCAGUUUAGAAUUUUAAGCAGAUGCAAAAAGAAUAAAGCAAAUGGGAGGGAAAAAAAGGCCGAUAAAGUUUCUGGCUACAAUACAAGAGACAUAUCAUUACCAUAUGAUCUAAUGUGGGUGUCAGCCGGAUUGUGUUCAUUGAGGGAAACCUUAUUUUUUAACUGUGCUAUGGAGUAGAAGCAGGAGGUUUUCAACCUAGUGACAGUCACAGAGCAGCACCUACCCCCUCCUCCUUUCCACACCUGCAAACUCUUUUACUUGAGCUGAAUAUUUAGUGUAAUUACAUCUCAGCUUUGAGGGCUCCUGUGGCAAAUUCCCGGAUUAAAAGGUUCCCUGGUUGUGAAAAUACAUGAGAUAAGUCAUGAAGGUCACUAUCAUCCUCCUUCUGCUUGCACAAGUUUCCUGGGCCGGACCGUUUCAACAGAGAGGCUUAUUUGACUUUAUGCUAGAAGAUGAGGCUUCUGGGAUAGGCCCAGAACUUCCUGAUGACCGCGACUAUGAGCCCCCUCUAGGCCCAGUGUGCCCCUUCCGCUGUCAAUGCCAUCUUCGAGUGGUCCAGUGUUCUGACUUGGGUCUGGACAAAGUGCCAAAGGAUCUUCCCCCUGACACAACUCUGCUAGACCUGCAAAACAACAAAAUAACCGAAAUCAAAGAUGGAGACUUUAAGAACCUGAAGAACCUUCACGCAUUGAUUCUUGUCAACAAUAAAAUCAGCAAAAUUAGCCCUGGAGCAUUUACACCUUUGGUGAAGUUGGAACGACUUUAUCUGUCCAAGAAUCAGCUGAAGGAAUUGCCAGAAAAAAUGCCCAAAACUCUUCAGGAGCUGCGUGCCCAUGAGAAUGAGAUCACCAAAGUGCGAAAAACUACUUUCAAUGGACUGAACCAGAUGAUUGUCAUAGAACUGGGCACCAAUCCGCUGAAGAGCUCAGGAAUUGAAAAUGGGGCUUUCCAGGGAAUGAAGAAGCUCUCCUACAUCCGCAUUGCUGAUACCAAUAUCACCAGCAUUCCUCAAGGUCUUCCUCCUUCCCUUACUGAAUUACAUCUUGAUGGCAACAAAAUCAGCAGAGUUGAUGCAGCUAGCCUGAAAGGACUGAAUAAUUUGGCUAAGUUGGGAUUGAGUUUCAACAGCAUCUCUGUGGUCGACAAUGGCUCUCUGGCCAACAUGCCUCAUCUGAGGGAGCUUCACUUGGACAACAACAAGCUUACCAGAGUACCUGGUGGGCUGGCAGAGCAUAAGUACAUCCAGGUUGUCUACCUUCAUAACAACAAUAUCUCUGUAGUUGGAUCAAGUGACUUCUGCCCACCUGGACACAAUACCAAAAAGGCUUCUUAUUCGGGUGUGAGUCUUUUCAGCAACCCGGUCCAGUACUGGGAGAUACAGCCAUCCACCUUCAGAUGUGUCUACGUGCGCUCUGCCAUUCAACUCGGAAACUACAAGUAAUUCUCAAGAAAGCCCUCAUUUUUAUAACCUGGCAAAAUCUUGUUAAUGUCAUUGCUAAAAAAUAAAUAAAAGCUAGAUACUGGAAACCUAACUGCAAUGUGGAUGUUUUACCCACAUGACUUAUUAUGCAUAAAGCCAAAUUUCCAGUUUAAGUAAUUGCCUACAAUAAAAAGAAAUUUUGCCUGCCAUUUUCAGAUCAUCUUUUGAAGCUUUCUGUUGAUGUUAACUGAGCUAUUAGAGAUAUUCUUAUUUCACUAAAUGUAAAAUUUGGAGUAAAUAUAUAUGUCAAUAUUUAGUAAAGCUUUUCUUUUUGAAUUUCCAGAAAAAAAUAAAAAGAGUAUGAGUCUUCUGUAAUUCAUUGAGCAGUUAGCUCCUUUGAGAUAAAGUCAAAUGCCAAACACUAGCUCUGUAUUAAUCCCCAUUAUUACUGGUAAGCCUCAUUUGAAUGUGUGAAUUCAAUACAGGCUAUGUAAAAUUUUUGGUAAUGUCAUUAUUUUGAAAAAAUAAAUUUAAAAAUACAUUCAAAAUUACUAUUGUAUACAAGCUUAAUUGUUAAUAUUCCCUAAACACAAUUUUAUGAAGAGAGAAGACAUUGCUUUGUUGACAAUAACAGUUUAUCUUUUCAAGUUCUCAGCUAUUUCUUCUACCUCUCUCUGUCUUACAUUUGAGUAUGGUAACUUAUGUCAUCUAUGUUCAAUGUAAGCUUAUAAAGCACAAAGCAUAAAUUUCCUGAUUGGUCUAGAGAACUGAUGUUUCAAUUUACUCCUCUGCUAAAUAAAUAUUAAAACUAUGAUGUGA